Pyrus x bretschneideri (Chinese white pear) is the source of this 798-nucleotide messenger RNA. Its product is annotated as large ribosomal RNA subunit accumulation protein YCED homolog 2, chloroplastic. The transcript has 7 exons. The record is from RefSeq and is a predicted model, not a curated record. NCBI's taxonomy places the organism in Eukaryota, Viridiplantae, Streptophyta, Magnoliopsida, Rosales, Rosaceae. Bases 66 to 773 code for a protein of 235 amino acids.
UUCCGAACAAGAACUCAUGUCCGACAUUUCUCCUCCUUCCGGACAAGACCUAUAGUCCAAGAGAGAUGGCAGAAGCUGGUCAUCUGGUAUCAGCAAGGCAUAUUAAGCUUCUCUCUGUAACUCCGGCAAACCCCAAAUUCUCCGAUUCGGUGUCUCGUGCUUUCACAAUCAGAGCUUCUUCUAAAAGGAAAUCUCUCUCUCUGGGUAACAAAAAGAAGAGCAGGAGUAGUAGCCCACGGAGCGUGAUCAGAUUAUCAACAGCAGAUGGGAAAUGGCAUGGGAAUUGGAGCUGUGAUUACAUUCUCUCCCUCCAAGACCUGCGUUUGGAUGAUUUGAUCGAAGAUGAAAAUACACAUGACGCCCAAAUUUCGGUUAAUCUCUGCGUCCACAAGCAUGCUAGCUUUGGCUUCUCUGUUGAUGGAAAGAUAUUAACAUCAUUCAACAGAAAAUGUAGCAACUGCUCUUCUACCUACUGCAGAAAGAUUGACACACAAUUCAACGUGUGGGUUCUGUCAUCAAGCAGGGACGAACACACGGUUCAACUUCCUGAAAUCGGUGGCGACGAUCCAUCAGUUAUCUACGUGAAGCCUGGAAAUGAAGCAGAACUUGAUUCACUCAUACAGGACACGAUACGGCUUGCAACCUCCAUUAAAGAUACUUGUUCAGAGCUGUGUGAGAAAUCAUAUCCCACUGUGCAGUAUAUUGGUGGAAAAAGCACUGUUUCUGUUGAUAAGAGAUGGUCUAGGCUUUUGGAGCUAAAGAAUAUGCAAUAAUAUAUGCCUAUGAUAUUAUCUGAUA